AUGGCCGUGGAGGAGCCUGCCCACAGCCUCUUCAGCCCCUUUGAGGCGCUGAGCUGGCAGCUCUGGCUGUCGCUCGCAGCCACGGCCGUGUUUGUCGGCGGCGCGGUCGUGUGCUGCGACGUGGCCGCAAAGUCUGUGCAGCGGCCGGCGCUCAAGAGGCACCACCGUGGUGUGGUUGUUGUCCCGCCACUGCUGCCGGCAGCUUCUCUGGCAUGUGCCCCUUCAGACGCCGGCGCAAACGGGGCGGCGACAGCGGCGGCGCUGCCGGCAGCAACCCCGAUUGCAAACGUCGUGCACGUGGUGCCAGCAAGGGCGAAGCAGCAUCAGGAGGAGGAGCCUUCGGACACAUGGGCGCUGCGGGUGCUUGGGGUGCGCAAGGGAGAAGAGGAGGACGUCUUCAGACUGCUCGACGUCAACCUACGGCGCGCGCUGCUCAAGUUUGCGCGCAUGAGCGACCCCCCUAUCACCACCAGCCUGCCCGCCCAGGCCAUCCUUUUCACCUACGGCAUCCUGCUGAUUAUCAUUGUGGCCGUCUACACCGCCGGCACCGCCGCGCGGCUGACGGCGGCGCAGCUCACGGGCGGCAUAAGGGGGCGCGACGACCUCAAGGGGAGGGCGGUGGGCACGUGGACCGACUAUCAGCAUCGGCUCAGCGACCAGGGCAUCGAGGCCAUCGGCAUCAAAUGGGACACCAUAGAGGACGAGGGCGCGAUGCUGAACAAACUCAGGAAGGGAUCAGUGGCGGCCCUCGUGCUCAACAGGAACUUUGUGGACUACACUGCCUCAACGCAGUGCGAGUUUGCCGCCGUGGGGCUGCCUUUCGGCGUGAGCGACAACGUGUUUGGGCUGGCCCUGAACAUGCAGGCCCCCCUUGUGGAAGACAUCAACAAGGCCAUUCGUGAGAUGGUGGAGGAGGGCAGGGCCGAGCGGCUGAGGGACAUCCACGUGCUGCGGCUGGGCGUUGCCGGCUGCAAGCGCGACGGCGUGCGCGGCGGGAACACCAUCACGCUGGAGCAGAUGGCGGGGCUCUGGGUGAUGAUGGGCCUGGGUGUGCUGGUGGGGUCCCUCAUUCUGGCGUGCCUGUGGCUGCAGCGGCGGCGGCGGGAAUUCAGGGGCGCAGGCGCCAAGAAGCUGCUGGCUGGCGCGCGUGUCGGAGGAUCGCGCCUGUCUCUGCUUGCAAGGCGCUCAAGCCGGGGGGAGCGGGGGGGCGGCGGCAAGGUUCAAGCGGCCGCUGGCGUGGGCGGGGGUGCGGCGGACGACGAGUGCUGCUGA
This is a messenger RNA of Monoraphidium neglectum, 1272 nucleotides long. RefSeq lists its product as hypothetical. Gene Ontology annotation, cellular component: plasma membrane. The transcript is spliced from 8 exons. Gene Ontology annotation, molecular function: ligand-gated monoatomic ion channel activity; signaling receptor activity. Bases 1 to 1272 code for a protein of 423 amino acids. NCBI's taxonomy places the organism in Eukaryota, Viridiplantae, Chlorophyta, Chlorophyceae, Sphaeropleales, Selenastraceae. The record is from RefSeq and is a predicted model, not a curated record.